UUUACUCAGACACACACAGACAUACACACACGCACACAUAGCCUACACACCAGCCUAUGAGGGAGGGCGGGCUCAGUGCACUGGGAAUUUCUAUCUACCGUGCUCCACAGUUGACUGUCUGAAACAGAGCAAGAAAGGGACCAUAGUAGAGGACUGCGAGAGGAGGACAGCAACACACUGAGAGAAAAAGAGAGGCAGUGAAAGAGAAAGAGAGACAGAGAGAGAAAGAGAGGCAGCGAGUGCUGAAACAUUAAGGCGUAGAGGAGAGGAGAGAGCGUGUGUGAAUGCAAGGGAAACAGAGUGAAAAGGGAGUAGUGAGGAGGGAGUUGGAGCAUUAACGAGAGGGACUACAGCCUUCUUUUAGAGAGGGAUGAACAGACGUACAGGCACUCUCUGAGAGAGAGAGAGAAAGAGAGAGACUUGGAGCCAGCGUGCUGAAAGGAUAACAGAAUUGGACUGAGUGCAAUCUGUCUGCUUCUCCUCUCUCUCUCCCACUCACAUGCACAUAUACUCGCACACACAUAGGCUACCCACACCCACACCCAGCCUUUGGUGUCUGCUCCUGGACCUUGACUACCUUUGGUGUGUGUGAGUGUGGAUGCGUCCACGUGUGCGCUUGUGUCUGGGGGCGCCGCCACCACCACUUGCUGACUAAGCCAGCUCCUGUCUUGGAAGCGGUAUAGUGAGAGCUGUUUUUCGUUUGGGCUCCCUUUCUCUCUCUCCGUGUAGAGUGUUUUUUUCGUGUCGGGGUGGUGAAUUUUACCACUCGUCCUUCUUCUUCCUUGUCUUUUGUGGAAAGUGUGUGAGUGCGGUCCAUGGCCAUCAUCAUGUUCCGCCCGCUCCUGCUGGUUGUUAUGGCGCUGGCGACGAGCAUGCUGGCCCGCGCCUGGAGACCCUCGCAGCCGCGACUGCAGUUCACGCACUCAGAGCUGGUGAGGACGGGGCGGCUGCUGUCGUUGCCGCUGGCCGCUGGCGAUCUUUACUCCCUCCUGCCGGACGAAGAUGGCCGCCGCCUCUACGUGGCCAUGAAGGACAACCUGCUGUCCACUAACCUGGACGACAUCACACAGAGCCCCCGCAAGUUGUAUUGGCCUGCCAGUCCGGACCGCGUCCAAGAAUGUCUGAUGGCAGGAAAGGACCCUGAGCUGGAGUGUGGCAACUUCCUGCGUGUCCUUCAGCAGUACAACAGCAGCCACCUGUACGUGUGCGGCACCGGAGCGUUUAACCCUCGCUGUGCCUUCCUCCACACCGGCGUCUUCCUCAAGUCUACAGAGCAGCAGACUCUGCAGAUGGAGCAGACGGAGAGUGGCAAAGGCAAAUGCCCGUAUGACCCCAACCAGAGGACAGCCACCGCCAUGAUUGAUGGACAGCUGUAUGCUGGCAUAUCAUCUGACUUCAUGAGCCGUGACUCAGCGUUUUUCCGUAGCCUGGGAGAGGGCCACCCGGUUCGCACAGAGCAGUAUGAUCCAACUUGGUUACAAGAUGCCCAGUUUGUGCAUGUGUCCCUGAUGUCUGAGAGCGAUAACCCGGAGGAUGAUAAGGUCUACGCCUUCUUCACCGAGCGCGCUCAGGAGGCAGACGGCGCUGCCGGCAAAGUGCUGUACUCCAGAGUCGCCCGGGUCUGCAAGAAUGAUAUCGGAGGGCAGCGGAGCCUGGUGAACAAGUGGAGUACCUUCCAGAAGGCGCGCAUGGUGUGCUCUGUACCCGGCCCUGACGGCAUCCAAACACACUUCGACCACCUCCAGGACAUCUUCAUCCAGCACGGGAGGGACAAGAAGAACCCCCUCAUCUAUGGACUAUUCACCACCACUGGUGAUGUGCUGAAUGGCUCGGCGGUUUGUGUGUACCGCAUGCAGGAUGUGGCCCACGCCUUCAAGGGCAACUUUUACCAUCGGGACGGGCCACAGUACAAGUGGGCGGAGUUCACAGGAAGAGUGCCCUUCCCUCGACCGGGAACUUGUCCCAGCAGCACCUAUGGGAAUUACAGGUCCACCCGCGAAUACCCGGACGACGUCAUCUUCUUCAGCCGGACCCACCCUCUGAUGCAAGAGGCAGUGCUCCCAUUGGGCGGGCGGCCCUUACUCAUAAGAGUGGGCGUGGCUUACAAAUUUACCCGCCUCCUGGUGGACAGGGUGGAGGCUGUGGAUGGACAGUACGACGUGCUUUUCAUCGGAACAGACACGGGCCUGGUGCUGAAAUCCAUCCCUCUCCCCAGAGAGCACGGCCAAGACAUUACACUGGAGCAGAUGCAGGUCUUCAAGAACAAGUCACCCGUUACUGCCAUGACAUUGUCUAAGAACAAGCAGUGGUUGUUUGUGGGUGCUGCGGAGGGCGUGGCCCAGCUGGGCCUGUUCCAGUGUGAGCUGUACGGGCAGGCCUGCCCCGAGUGCUGCCUGGCCCGCGACCCAUACUGCACCUGGGACGGACACGCCUGCAGCCCCUACAUGCCCAUCGCACGCAGGAGAAAUAUCCGACAAGUUGGAGAUGCAGGGGAUCCACUAAAUCAGUGUGUGAGGCAAGGAGCUGGGCUGCAGGUGGAGACUGAGAGGCGAUCCAUUGUGGUUACCAUGGGCAACAGCACUUACCUGGAAUGCCUGCCAAAAUCCCAGCAUGCCUCAGUCACCUGGCUGAAGGAGAUGGGGGAGAACAGCGCCGAGCUUCACCAGGUGACCUCUGGGGAGAAGCUGGUGGUGAUUGACAGGGGCAUCCUCAUCCCCCGCGCGGAGCCCGCCCACCGGGGCGUGUACCACUGCCAGCUGGAGGAGCACGGCUUCCACUGGACGGCCGUCACCAUCCACCUGACGGUGGCGGGCCCCGCCUUCAUGCCCGCCGUCCCCGCCUCCGGUCCCUCCCAGUCCUGGUUCCAGGAUGUGAUGUCACUCAUCCACCCGGCCGAGCUGAGGCAGCGCUGCAGGGAGCUCGGCCUUCAGCGUCGCCAUGGUCACCGGGAGCGGGAGCGGGAACGGGAGCGUCACCGCGGACGGAAGAGGGGCGAUCGACACAGGGAAGGAGGAAGAAGUGGAGGAGGAGGAGGAGGAGGAGGAGAGGGGCGGGGGAGGAAGAGCAGGAGCAAGGCACCCACGUCAGCUCAGAGACUGCCCAGGAGCACAUAGACUUCUUCAUUCAAGCAUACACUUUACACACACACACUCAAGCGUGUGCCCAUGCACACACGCGCCUGCACGCACACACACACACACACACACACACACACACGCACGCACGCACGCACAUACCAUGCACUUAUAACUUAAUACUGACAUAUUCAACCCUAAAUACAUACAUACAGACGUGUAUGUACAGAAACAAACAUGAAUGUGCUUGUAAUACACAAAAGUAUGCAUUGACAGAGAUGGAUACAGUAAAUAAGCACAUAGUAUCAGUAUUCAACCCAUACCCACACGAAAAACACACACACACACACACACACACACACACACACACACACACACACACACACACACACACACACACACACACACACACACACACACACACACAAAGCUGAUGAACUGGAGAUAAGACUGACAAAGGACAUCAUUGCCAUGUCUGGUUGCUAAGCAGCAGAUCUUGAAGGACUGUAGGUGUGAAGGCUAAAGGAUGUGGUCCAAGCGAAUGGGCCUCAGAGACUGUGGAUUCACGCUCAGAAAGAGAGAGAGAGAGAUAAAAAAGACAGCAUGUCCAUCCUGUAUGAGAGGAGAGCCCAGAGUGUUGUGUUUAACCGCUGAGAUUGUACUCAAGAGAAGUCAAGGCGCUUCCUGUAGGAGUGUAAAAUUUAAAAAAAGCACAAUACAGUAUCUUCUCUUCUCUGCUAUGUUACAAAACAAGCUAUUGUAUUAUUAUGCUGAAAUGUACUUUUCUAUUUAACGGUCUAUGUCAUUUGUAUUUAUUAUUUCUGUUUUUGUUGUUCCUUUUUUUUCAAAUUUGUGAUCAUUCGUAACUCAAAUGGAAAAUGGGUGGAUUAGUGGCUAUGUCGGUACAGAAUGUUUAACUUUACUGAAAGUUUUGUUUGUUUGUUUGUUUGUUUUUCAAUACGAUGGCUAAAUGGUUAGUGCAUUCUGUUUUAAAUAAGAUGUAAAGGAGUUUGGAUAAGAGGUUUGGAAAAGACUUUGAAAAGAAUCCAUCCGGCCUAACACAUUUUUUAUUGGAAGUGGAUAAAAGCUAAGCUGUGGAGUUUCCCUGGCAGUGUUGCGCAUGGAAGAGGUCUGACCACCUCGUUUACGAGACAACUGACAGUCUGCCUCGUGAUUUUUUUUUUUAAAGAAUCUCUUAUGAGGUUAUUCAAAAAACAAAAAAUACAGCUUUUAGAAAAGGGGAAAAUGAGAAAUAUCGCUUGCUUCUCCAUUCAGCCACUUGAGGAAUCCGUGAUGGAGAGAUUUGCUGUGCUUGUGAUAUACGUAUGUGUCUGAUUGGGUGUUUGCAAAUAUGUGAAUAUGAUAAAGGACGAAAAGGUACAGUGCAUUUGUGUGUGUGUGUGCGUGUGUUCGUGUGUGUGCGCGCACAUGUGUGUGUGUGUAUGCACACGUGCGUGCAAACGCAUGUAUAAAUGUUUGCGUUUGAAUGUAUAUGUUUGUGUCUGUGUGUGAGCGUUUGUGCAAGCCUGUGAGUUCAUAAUACUCAACAGAGGGAUGCACGGUGUGGCUCCGAUCACACAUAAUCUCUCCUCAAUAGACAGCCAAGCAUCUCAUCUAUAGGUCAUCCCACAUGCUGCAGUGUGUGCCAUCCUCUUGCCGAUGCUUCAUCUCUCCCCUAAUGAUGUCUGUCUCAUCUCCAGCUACUUCCCUCUGCAAGACAUCAAUUUCUAACAUUUGUUGUUUGUUUCUUUUCACCGCAGUGGCUCUGUGAAUGAAAUAAAGUGUUUUCCAAUUGUUUUCUCCACACAAAAGUGGAAGUCCUGGCAUAUUUUUUCUUGGCAACACUCCAUGCCUUCCGUUCAGAGUCUGUGGUGUGUGAAAUGGAAAUUAUAAACUUGUGUACAUCCUCCCCUUCA
This is a messenger RNA of Engraulis encrasicolus (European anchovy), 4990 nucleotides long. RefSeq names its product sema domain, immunoglobulin domain (Ig), short basic domain, secreted, (semaphorin) 3H (gene sema3h). The record is from RefSeq and is a predicted model, not a curated record. Gene Ontology annotation, molecular function: semaphorin receptor binding; neuropilin binding; chemorepellent activity. Gene Ontology annotation, biological process: negative regulation of axon extension involved in axon guidance; neural crest cell migration; semaphorin-plexin signaling pathway. Lineage: Eukaryota; Metazoa; Chordata; Actinopteri; Clupeiformes; Engraulidae. Bases 816 to 3113 code for a protein of 765 amino acids. The transcript is spliced from 17 exons. Gene Ontology annotation, cellular component: plasma membrane; glutamatergic synapse; axon.